Tachyglossus aculeatus (Australian echidna) is the source of this 2941-nucleotide messenger RNA. RefSeq names its product cytoskeleton associated protein 4 (gene CKAP4). Gene Ontology annotation, cellular component: rough endoplasmic reticulum. The record is from RefSeq and is a predicted model, not a curated record. NCBI's taxonomy places the organism in Eukaryota, Metazoa, Chordata, Mammalia, Monotremata, Tachyglossidae.
GCGUCCGUGCCAGCCGUCCGGACCGGUUCUCCCUCCGUCCCCACGGGCCAUGGCCUCCGCCAGACAAAGGGGCUCCAAAGGCGGGCACGGCGGGCACGGCCCCGCGGACAAGGGCGCCCACCCGCCCGGACCCACGGAUGACGUGGCAAAGAAGCAGCAGCAGCAGCAGGGGCAGCAGGGGCACCACGGGCAGCAGGGGCACCAAGGGCAGCAGGGGCACCAAGGCCAGCAGCAGCAGCACCAGCAGCAGCAGCAGCAGCAGCCUCACUCCAAGGGUGGCAGCCGGGGGGGGGGCGGCGGUGGCAGACCCCCUCCUCCUUCCUCGCCCCCGUCCCGGUGGCCCCGCCGGCUGGGGAAGGUGCUGCGGUUCGUCCUCUACGUGUGCCUGGUGUCGGGGGCCGCCUUCUCGGGCUGGGGCGUCCACAACGUGCUGGAGGAGGUCCGCCACAUCCGCCUCCGGCACGAAGCGCUCGCCAGGCAGAGGGAGGACCUGGCCCAGACCGUCCAGGACGUGGGGCACAAGGUGCAUUCUCUGCAAGCUACAUUUGGGAGUUUUGAGUCCAUCUUUAAAAAUGCUCAGGAAAAACAAGAAGUGACUGAAAAAGCCAUCAGAGAAGGGGAAAGUGAAGUCAACCGCAUUAGUGAAGUUCUGCAAAAACUCCAAAAUGAAAUUUUGAAGGACCUGUCAGAUGGUAUCCAUGUGGUGAAAGAUGCAAGAGAACGUGAUUUCACAUCCCUCGAGAACACAGUGGAAGAGAGGUUAACCGAGUUAACCAAAUCUAUAAAUGACAACAUUGCCAUCUUCACAGAAGUGCAGAAGAGAAGCCAGAAUGAAAUAAGUGACAUGAAAACCAAAGUUGCUUCCCUGGAGGAAACCGACUGGUACAAACAAGACCUAAAGGCUAUAAAAGAUGUUGUGGGGGAAAUACAGACAUCGGUGAAAUCCAGAGAGAAAGACAUCGAGUCCCUGAAAAGUACCUUAGAGUACAUGGAGUCUGAUGUCUACACGGAGGUCAAAGAGCUGGUUAGUCUCAAACAGGAGCACCAGAAGUUCAAGGAGGCUGCGGACAGCGAACAUCUUACCUUGCAGACUUUGUCGGAGAAGAUUAUUGAGAUUGAGGCCUCCAUUUCACAUCUCCCUGAUGCCAUCAAGAGACUCGAGGAAGACUUGGGCCAAGUGAAAGCCGACUCCAGCAGGUCAGAGGAGGAUGAGCUGUUCAAGAACACAGAUGUCUUAGAUGCUCUCCAGAAGAGGAGCGAGAGCUUUGACUCCAGGUUCCGACUCGUGGAAGACGACGUCCAGUCCGUCCGCUCCUCUGCCACGCAACAGACCGAAACGCUGGAAUCUCUCCUCUCCAAGAGCGAAGAAUACGAGCGGCGCCUCUCUGCUCUCCAAGAACACGUGGAAGGAUUGGUGUCUUCGCAAGGGGCCUUGGACGGUGACCGAGAUGGGGUGGCCAGUACUGUGAGGAGCUUGGGGGAAUCUCAGCUCUCCUUAUACAGUGACGUAGAGGAGUUGAAGAGAAGCAUGAGUGAACUGCCAAGUGCCGUGGAGUCGCUCCAGAAGGUGCAGGAACAGGUUCACACUCUGCUCAGCCAUGAAAAGUCCCAAGCGGAUGGCGGGCCACCGAACGACUAUCUAGAAAAACUGGCCGCUCUAGACGGCUUGAAGUCUUCUGUAAGUCAAGUGGAAUCGGACCUGAAAAUGUUAAGAACCGCAGUUGACAGUCUGGUUGCUUAUUCCGUGAAAAUUGAAACAAAUGAGCAAAACGUAGAGUCCACCAAGAACUUACUAGAUGACGUGAGAAAUGAUAUGGAGAGAUUGUUUGAGAAAGUAGAAAGAAUUCAUGAAAAAAUUUAAGUGAAUUGCUUGGGAAGGAGGAAGUAGAAUUAAAAGUUCCAAUUUCCAUUCAUGACCAAAAUGGUAUUCUCUUUGGAAAGAGGAGACAUUUCUCCUGGAAGCCCAAAAGGCAUUAUAGUAUGCAUUCCCUUUAUAUUUAUUUACUCUUAUUAGGAUCUUUCUAUGAAAACAGGAUUCCUGUGGUUUAGUUUCUUUCCUGCUGUUGUUCCUUCCCCCUCCCCUUUCCACAUCCACACACAUCAGAAGUAGUUGCUGAGAUGUUACUAAUGGGGCAAAAAUAAGGUAACGACUUCCGUAAAUUAGUAAAUUGGGGGAGAUUAACUCUGAAACUACAAGUAUUUUGUCUUCCUAGUUUCUGUACAGAUGACAACAGGAACGGAGAAAAAGCCAUUAGUCUAAAAUUCUGUCUAAUACCUUUAUUUCCUAUUGAGAUUUCUGUGAGAAAUGUCACAAUUUUUUUUUAAACUUCAGGAGGGCAUCAUUCGACACUCCUAAAAGUUCCAAAUUUGUUUAAAAAAACAACUACUUCCACAAAACUUUCUGGAAUUAUAAUCUUAUAUUUCUAGUAGAAUUUCUGAUUUAUUUCUUCGCCCCAAUCCCCUUCAAGUGUCAUCUAGAGAUGUCAGAUAUAACUAUGCAGAGAUACCGGUACUCUUGAAUUCAGGGGUGCCAGUACCUUAUUGGUGCCAAAUUUUUUAGUUGGGUUACAAAAUAACUGUUAGCCUUAGAGCCCCAGAAAUGGGGUCUGUUCCUUCCUAGACUUGACCUCCAGUAGCAGCACAAAAAAAUGGGGAAUUCCCUCAGGUAUGCAGGUAAAACCUCUUUAAAACUUUUUUUUUUGGCCUAUAUCAUACUUGGAGAGGUUUGUUCACUCUCCAUAUUUGUUAGUGAAGAGUAUGAAAGUAUGCACUGCAUUUAAUGUAAUUUUGCUGUAUUCCCUCUUGAGCUGCACUGUUCUCUUGUGGUCUGUCUUUAUUUUGCCUUUUGAGUAACUUUGAACAAUGGUUUAGUUUACUGUGAAAUGAACUGUAUAGCCUUUUUACAGUGUUUUGUAAUUCUUAAUAAACACUUGGAGCUUUU